Molecule: messenger RNA, 2305 nt
Organism: Arvicanthis niloticus (Nile rat)
Lineage: Eukaryota; Metazoa; Chordata; Mammalia; Rodentia; Muridae
Source: RefSeq, a predicted model, not a curated record
AAGUAUCCCGGGUCAAAGAGUUGUGGGAGCUCAGGGCUGACACCUCCUGUGCCCUGCAGGAGCCAGCAGGACAUGAAGAUCAUAGACCUCCCCUUUCCUCCUCUUCCUGCUUGCCUCGAAUACCCCCACUACAGCUGUGGUGGCUCUUGGACUCUGACUCCCUCAAGGACCCAAUCUGGAAAGAUGCAGGCUGGUGGUGCCUGCCACCCAAGUUGGAGGCUGAGGGUGUGGGGGUGAGUGGAAGGCUUUUGUGUGUGUGCCUGUGGCACAGCCUGUAAAUGAGCUCCCACACCUAGGGUAAGGUGCAAGGAACUAGCUCCAGUUCCUGAACCACCUCAAGUAUAUAUACAAAGGCCCUUUUUAUGGGAAGGGACCAUAGUUGUGUGCCAGAACCCCAAAACCUGCCAACCUAAUCCUAAAUAGUUUGAGUGUCCCACACCAGCCUCCUAGCAGGUUUUAGAGUUGGUGGGAAAGGCUGCCUUCAGUUUGGAACUAGGGCCUCUUCUCUGAGGUCCAUUUUAACCAUCAUGCUAGGGCCUGGAGACUUUUAAGAGCUUUCUGGAAGUCAGGAAACCCCAGAGACAGCCAGGAGGUCCUAGAUACAGACUGAGGAGUAUCUAGAGGGUAUAGAGACCUCAAAGAUUCCUAACCUUCAGGCAAAUCCCUUAUUUGCCCACAAGCCCAGAGGCCUGGCCCAGCACUUGGCUCUUUCCUAGACACCCAAGGGGGUUACUUGGUUACUUGCCCUCUGCCCUUUCUUUCUGACCCUGCCUAGCCUCUGCCCGUCUACAAGCCUCCAGAGGCCUCAGCACCUGUGAGUCCAUUGAGAAGCCCUGGCCAGUCUGAGAGCCAGGCCCAGAAGGAGCAGUCAGCAGUGAGGUCUACCAAAAUCCCUUCUGAGGAAGACCACCAUGAGCCUCAGGAAGAGAUCAGCACAGACACAGAUGUGGGAGUCUCCUGUGAUGUCCCAGGGGAAACAGUCCCUGCUACAACUGCCCCUAAAAGAGUCCCCGCCCAAGGACUCUGGCCUCAAGGCAGCUCCAAGCACACAUACUCUUUAUGUGGGCCACCUAAACCCCCAGUUCUCUGUGCCCGUGCUUGCCUGCUUGCUUCGAGACACCCUAGAGCGGCUGGAGCUGCCGGUGGCCCGUGACCAAAUCGAGGUAGUGAGGCGGCCACGAAACACUUAUGCACUGGUACAGGUGGCUGCCCCCAAGGCAGUGCUGGCUUCCCUCCCCCGGCGCCUGCAGAUGGCCUUGGAGGAGCAACUAAUCCUCAAAGAGCUCACAGCCCGUGGCAAGGAGCUAGUGUUGAGUGAGGGCUUGGAGUCCCUACACCACAGGGAGCAGGAAGACAGCGGUCCAAGCCCAAGCUACAGCCCUGGCCCAAGCCCUGGCCCCAGCCCUGGCCCCAGCCCAGGCUUCAGGCACCCACCAUUGCCCCAACUGGCAGACCCUCCCCCUAACUGGGGCUCAGCUGGGCGUCGGCAGAUCUCUCAGAAUCGACCCAGUGGUGUGCGCUCUGACAGUGCCAUUGUGCACCAGAAGAUCCUGGGCCAGGAGCAGCUAUUCCAGGGUGCCUUCCUUGGCAGUGAAACACGGAACAUGGAGUUUAAGCGAGGCGGUGGUGAGUACCUGAGCCUGGCCUUCAAGCACCACGUGCGGCGCUACGUAUGUGCCUUUCUCAACAGUGAGGGUGGCAGCCUGCUGGUAGGUGUCGAAGACAGUGGCCUGGUGCAGGGGAUCCACUGCAGCCAUCGUGAUGAAGACCGUACACGGCUACUGGUAGACUCUAUCCUGCAGGGCUUCAAACCCCAGGUCUUUCCUGAUGCCUACACCCUCACCUUCAUCCCUGUCAUAAGCACAACCACGACCAGCACGCCUCUCAAGGUACUCCGCCUGACGGUGCAUACCCCCAAGGCCCAGGGCGAACCACAGCUGUACGAGACAGACCAGGGGGAGGUCUUUCUAAGGCGUGAUGGGAGCAUCCAGGGCCCACUGUCGGUUGGCGCCAUCCAGGACUGGUGCAGGCAGAAGUGGACAAUGGAGCUGGGCAAGCUGGAAGAGAAGGUGAAGGCAUUAACGCUGGAAAAGGAGCAGCUUCAGGAGCAGUUGAGGCAGCGCCAGCCACUGUCCUGCAGCUGCUGUGUCCUGUGAGGAUAUGAGGAAGAUGUGGGCUAAGACUUGGAAUAAAACAUACCUGGGCCACCUCCUCUCCCUCAGCAUUGCACACACAGAAGCCAUGUGGCUUCACCUCAGAGUGGGCACAGUAACACAGCUAAUAAACAGCUCUUGGCACAUCCUCA